AUGGAAAUUUGCACAUACAUUGGUGCCGACUUACUGGAGGCGGCAGAAAAUGGCAAACUUGAUCCAUUCAAAAAUUAUGGGGCACCUCUUGAUAGCCUACUGUCCCCAAAUAAAAACACAAUAUUGCAUAUCUACCUUAGCACUCUAGGUGAAAGAUCCACCGAGUUUAUAGAGGAAAUACUUGAAAUUUUUCCGCCGCUGUUAUUGAAGGUCAAUGUCCACGGUGAUACUCCGUUGCACAUUGCAGCAAGGUAUGGGCAUGCUGAUGCGGCAAAAGUGCUAAUCAAACAGGCAAAGGGCUCACCACGGGAAAGCGGAGAAGGGCCAAGAGAGAGGGAAAUGAAAGCAGUAAGGAAGAUGUUAAGGAUGACAAAUAAAAAUAAAGAAACGGCCUUGCAUGAGGCGGCACGAAAUGAAAGAAGUCUGGGUGUUGUGGAAGCAAUAAUGAUUCAUGAAGAUCCAAAUGAAUUUAAAUAUUCUGCCAAUAAUCGUGGGGAAUCUCCUCUUUACCUAGCUGUUAAAAAUAGAUGUAAAGAUAUAGUUUUUGAACUAUUAAGGAAUCCCAAAUCAAGGUUACUGGCUUAUGGAGGUCCCACUGGUAAAACGGCAUUACAUGAGGCAACAAUGUUGCACUUCGGAGAUGAGGACUUCAAAGACGAAGGGAAGAGAAAGAAGCUAUUGGAGAAAUACAGAUCCAUGGCCAAAGAAAAGGACCAAAAAGAACGGACUGAACAUUACUCUGGAUAUACUGUGUAUAUGAUGAUAGACCAGCUAUUGGAGAAAUGGAGUAACUUGGCCAAAGAAACAGAUGAAAAAGGAUGGACUCCACUUCACUAUGCUGCGUACACAAGAAAUUGGUUAGCGGUCCACGUGCUAUUAAAUAAGGAUAAAUCCACUGCUUACAUCGCCGAUAAAUAUUGGAAGAGGACUGCUCUUCACAUUGCAGCCUGUCGAGGCUUCCAAUACGAAAUGGAAUUGAUUAUUUCUGAAUGCCCAGAUUGCUGCGAACUCACUGACAGUAGAGGCUGGAAUGUCAUUCAUUAUGCAGUGAUCAGUAAAAAUGAUGAAGUGCUAAAAGCAGUGCUUCAAUUUUCAUCAUUGAUUUAUCUUUUAUAUGGAGAAGAUGUUAAAGGAAAUACGCCUGUCCAUCUAUACAAGACUUAUCAUUCUCGUUUGCCUUCUUUCAUAAAAAAUGCACAUGAAGACAAUGAUAUGUUCAAACAUUGGAGAACAUUGCACGAUCAAAUUCAAAUGGAAGGAGACUUUAAGAGCGAAAAUUUAGCAUGGAUGAAAGACAUUGGCACUGGACCAUUGGGGAAAAUUGAAGUGCAAAACAUAGAAGGGCUAAAGACAAAGAAAAAUAUGAUACGUAAAUUUGAAGAAGCCAAAGACUCUUAUUUGGUAGCUGCAGCACUUAUAGCAACAGUAACGUUUGCAGCGAUGUUCACCUUACCAGGAGGUUAUACAAGUGAUGAAAACAAUUUAAAGAAGGGGACUCCUAUCUUAAGCGGAAAUUCAGCUUUUACAGCAUUUAUGAUAUUAGACACUAUAGCUAUGGUUUUAUCCACUUCUUGUGUCUUUAUCCACUUUAUACUAGUGAUGUUAGGAUAUCUGGAAAGAUACUAUUGGUUAAUAAAAUGUGCCUUCAGCUUCCUCUUCUAUGCUAUGGUAGCAAUGGUGAUUAUAUUUGUGACAGGCGCUUAUGUAGUUUUAGGACCUUCCUUUGGAUAUAGCAUUUGUGUCUUCGAAUUGAGCUUCUUCUGCUUCAUAUUUUAUUCGAUCAUAAGCGUAACAUGGAGUUUAUUUCUUUCGGAGGACGAUGAUGAAGAAGAAGUUAAUAGCUAUAGACAUCAAACAUAAACUUUCUCUUGGCUGACUGGCGGAAUCUUGUUCAUUGCCCUUCGUUUGGAGCUUCGAGAUAAGUUUGAAAAGUUUAGAAAAUGGCGGAAGGAGAAAGUCGACUGAUUCAUCGGGUGUUAAUAGAUGCCAAGAAAAAGAGACAUAUGCUUGCUAUUACCUCAAGGGAUGUAAAUGGUGUCUCCCUUCAUAUGGAUGUGUUUAAUUUAAUUUUCAUUUUUAUUUUUUCACUUUAAAAACAUAUACUCAUUAUUAGCUCAAUGGCAUAUG
Messenger RNA from Hevea brasiliensis (rubber tree), 2127 nucleotides. RefSeq names its product protein ACCELERATED CELL DEATH 6. The transcript is spliced from 5 exons. Gene Ontology annotation, cellular component: plasma membrane. NCBI's taxonomy places the organism in Eukaryota, Viridiplantae, Streptophyta, Magnoliopsida, Malpighiales, Euphorbiaceae. The record is from RefSeq and is a predicted model, not a curated record. Gene Ontology annotation, molecular function: protein phosphatase 1 binding; protein phosphatase regulator activity. The coding region runs from base 1 to 1860 and encodes 619 amino acids.